AUGGCCGCACCUGUCGCCACCGACGGCGACCUCAUUAACUUCGACAUAAUAGAAACCCACAAGGAAAACAUCCAAUCCCUCCCUGGCGGCCGCUCAGUCAAACAGCUCGCCUCUAUACUGUCACCCCUGCCUUCCUCCUCCAGACCAACAGGCGCAAACGCGACUCCGACUUUGGAAGAGACAAAGACACUGAACGACGCGAUCAGACAAGAAUAUGAAAUUGAACUCCAGUCAAUAGCAGACUCUGACGACCCUCUCGAUAUUUACGACCGAUAUGUCAAAUGGACGCUAAACGCAUACCCAUCAGCUCAAGCAACUCCUCAGUCCCAGCUCCUUCCGCUGCUCGAGCGAGCCACCAAGGCUUUUCUUACUUCGUCGCACUACAAAAAUGAUCCACGCUACCUGAAAUUAUGGCUGCAUUAUAUCCGCCUGUUUUCGGACACGCCUAGGGAGACUUUCGCGUUUCUCGCUCGACACGGGAUUGGCGAAGGGCUGGGCUUGUUCUACGAAGAGUUUGCGGCAUGGCUAGAGGCUGCAGGGAGAUGGAUACAAGCAGACGAGGUUUACAAGCUGGGGACUGAACGGGAGGCCAGACCGACGGAGAGAUUAGCGCGAAAAUACUCGCAAUUCCGGCAGAGGUUCGAUGCCAGGCCGCAAGUUGAUAAUGAGCCCAGCUCCCCUGCGCUGCCGACCGUUCGACCCGCUCUCGCAGCCAAGAUUGAUCCAUUCGCCUCCGCCCACCGCGGUGACGAUCCACAGGCUCGUCAGAGGAAUGGUUUGAGUGGCAGCUCCGCGUCAACGUCGCGCUCGGGCAAACCCAAGAUGGCCAUCUUCUCGGAUGCUGAUAGUGUUCAGCAGCAGCCACUGGCUUCAAAUAACACCAAGGGAUGGGAUACCAUUGGAUCAAUGAAGGAACGCAAGAAGGAAAACACCGUUGAAGCUCGGCCAUGGGCCGGGGAGAAAUUAAAGGCCGGGGGCAGGGUUGGAUCGGUGCCAAAGAUGGAGAUCUUCAAGGACCCGGCAUCGCGAGCACAGGGACAGUCCAAGCGAUCUUCAUCAACCCAAGACCCAAAACAACCGGACCAAGUUGUCAAUCCACGCACUGGUCGAGCGGAACGGGUCUUCGUAGAUCUGGAAGCCAUCUAUCCCCCUAUCGGUGACCAGGAAUUCAGUUUCGAAGAACUUCGAGCCAUGUUGAGAGGCUGGGCUGAAAUUCACUGGAGACCACGCAAAGACGCUACUUCAUUGAUGCCGGCCGGCGGGAACGCCGCCGCAAAAGCGACAUCGAAAAUCACCAAGUCCCGGGAACCAGAGGAUAUCGAGAAUCUCACUCACUCGUUCGCCAAUAAGAUCGAUCUGAACGGUGGUGCAAACUCGAGCCUCAGUGUUCACGAUGUGUCCACUCAAUCUAUAGUCGGCAUGCCCGAGUCUGAUUCUCAGUCGUCAAUCAAGCCGCCGAAACAGAAAGAGAAGAAGUUGAAGAUCAGAGAAGUCAAGCAAGAGACUCAGACGGUCAAGACUCGACUGGAAUCACCCACGGGCAAGAAGUUGAAGCGCAAAAAUUCAUCGCAGGAGCCAACCAUGACCUUCCACUCCAAGGCUGCCACGAAUGAGAUAUACGACAUGUUCAACCAGCCGCUCCGUAAACCAGCACUAGCCAGAGAAGAAACUCAGAGUGGUGAUGAUACAGAUUUCACCGAGGGUGAAGUUGAUGAUGGCUACAGUACUCCGGGUGAUGCUGAGAGCACAGAGACUGGACGAGUGUCAGCGCCUGGUAGUGAGUACGGUGACGAUACGUUGGCCUCGAUCAGAAGGAAUCACCCACAGAGUCAGAGCCAGACCGAAUGUGUCUCUCCCUGGUCCGACUUCACCACCAGCAAACACGUGCCGCGUCUCGACUCAACACACCUGGCUGGUGUCAAGGACAAAGCACCUUCAGCCAAAAAUCAGCGCAAAGUCAAACGUCGAGACAGGUCUGAGGACAUGACAGAGAGUAUGGACUCGUCCAGCCAAAACCCAACGCAGACUUCUGGUUUAGGGGGGUUUGACACGCAAGCGAUUGCUGCCAUCGCUGGAGGCAAUUUCGACGACCUAGACACCAAAGCCAUCGCCAUGAUGGCCGGUGACGUCGAUGAGGGUGCGACAGACGCGGGAGAUGUCGACGUUGAGCAAGACGUGACUGUGGAUACUUCCGCCAACCAAGGUAUACCAGAGGAGGAAGAGGCACAGCAACAGGAGGUACCUGCCAAUCACAGUGUCACUGAUGAUGAUGCUCUGGCUACUCCAGUCGAGAACGAAUUCCCUGAACACCGAGAGAUCCCACAUAAACCUCGAUUCAUCCCCAUCCCCCCUGUCGACUAUGAGCCGACCCCAAAUCGACCUUAUCGUGACCCAUCAAUGCUGGCACAGAACAAGAUGCCAUUCAUGACACCCAUCGCAGAGCGAACUGAAUCCUCAUUUGCUCCUUCGACUAUCUUCAACGCUCCCGGAUAUUUUGACUCCAAGACCCCUAGCAGGUCCCAGUAUAAGAGCCCAUCGAAAAUCGGUGUUGAGGAUCUUUUCCUAGGCAGCCCACACCAGCAAGUUGCGACUCCAACAUCUGCUUCUCUGGCGGCGAAGAGGAAAUAUGGUGCGAGCGAGGAUGAGGUGAUUACGCCCUCGCCGCAGAAGAAAGAUCCCAGCAAGACGACAGAUCUGAACUCCUUCCCUGUCGCUGCCUCAAACACAGCGGAAGACGCUUUGAAGAUUUCUGCUCUGCCACCUAAGCCGGUUGUUAGAUCGCCCUUGACAACGGUCCGUAAAGGUCCGAUUAUCCCGGACCUGCAAUGCAAUCCGUGUGACGACGCUGUUCGACAGCAGAUCCUCAGUUCGGUCUUUCCACCCCUAUCCACACAAAGGGGAUACCACGAUCAUUCGACUAUCACUUUUGGGCACUAUCCUGCGUUGAAGUCUUUUGCGGAAAAGCAGGCAAAGACAAAAGCUAAAUCCAGUCCGAGAAAGAGUCAGAACGAUAAAACCCCCAGUAAAGCGGUCCCUCCAGUCCUCAAAUUUGGUGACACAACUCGAGUCUAUGUGGUCAAGCGAGAACUGGGUGAAGGAGCAUUUGCGCCGGUGUAUCUGGUCGACAGUCACGACCCAGCCGAGAAUGAAGGGGCAGACGAGAACAAAGAGAACAAGAGCCCACCGUCAUGCCACCUUGCUCCGGCCCGCCAACCACUGGAAGCUCUCAAGACUGAAUCUCCUCCAGAUACAUUAGUCUGGGAAUUCCACAUUGUUCGUCUGGUCAGACAGCGUCUCGGCUCCGCCUCGCGAAGCAUGCAGUCCAUCAUCCUCGCUCACGAAUGCCAUCUCUACCACGACGAAGCAUACCUCGUCCUCUCAUACAGUCCGCAAGGUACGUUGCUCGACUUGGUCAACAUGGCGCGGACCGAGAACGUCAAAGCCGGCAAGCCGGCCGAGGGUUUGGACGAAGUAUUGGCAAUGUGGUUCAGUGUCGAGCUUCUGCGGACUUUGGAGGACCUUCAUCGCGUGGGCAUCAUCCACGGCGAUUUGAAGGCCGACAACUGCCUUGUCCGCUUUGAUACCGCGCUAGACGUCACGGCACCAUUCGAUCCGGAGGGAAAUCACGGGUGGCAGUCUCGGGGCCUGAAGCUGAUUGACUUCGGCCGCGGAAUCGAUACGCGCAUGUUCAAGCCCAACGCACAGUUCAUCGCCGACUGGCCGUCUUGUCCUCAGGACUGUACGGAAAUCCGCGAAUGUCGCCCUUGGAAGUGGCAGAUUGACUAUCACGGGGCUGCUGGCGUGAUCCACUCGUUGCUGUUUGGAAAAUACAUUGAGACGGUCCCAGCGGGAGGCAACACGCUGGCAGGACCAGGACAAAAGAAGGAAUGCAAAUUGAAGGAGAACUUCAAGCGAUACUGGGAGAAGGAUAUUUGGGGAGAUGUGUUUGCGGCCCUUCUGAAUCCAGGCUGUGUUGCCGAUGGGGAGGAGAUGCCAAUUCAGGGCAAUUUGAGGAGAGUGAGGACGACCAUGGAGAAGUGGCUUUUGGAAGAGGGAGAACGAGGCGGACGGGAUUUGAGGGCAAGUUUGAGACGGAUGGAACGGUUGGUAUGCGCAAAGUAG
Molecule: messenger RNA, 4122 nt
Organism: Cladophialophora bantiana CBS 173.52
Lineage: Eukaryota; Fungi; Ascomycota; Eurotiomycetes; Chaetothyriales; Herpotrichiellaceae
Exons: 2
Coding region: 1-4122 (1373 amino acids)
Biological process (GO): mitotic spindle assembly checkpoint signaling; meiotic sister chromatid cohesion, centromeric; protein phosphorylation
Molecular function (GO): ATP binding; protein kinase activity
Source: RefSeq, a predicted model, not a curated record